AUGGCGACGUUGUCACGGACCGUGUCUCGAUCGUCUCAGAUUCGAGCCUUGAGAGAGGGGAUGAUGGCCCCUUCAGUAUCACGUCGGUUAUUACCGCGUGCAGCGGUGCAAUUCGCGCGAGGAUACACAGCACAAGCAUCCCUACACAGAUACCGAUACUGGCGCAGACAGGGCUAUCCGACACCAACCUCACUGUCGCCUGCCUGGACCUCCCGACGAGGCUACGCAGAUCUGAAGCCGACGUCCGGCAAAAGCGAGGCAGAUCUGCUGGUGGAGGAGCUGCAGGAGCUAUACGACAACGCCAAAGACGAGUUCGAAAUCGCGACCGAGAGCACCGACGCCGCCACCAUCUACGCCGCGUCUGACCGCGAGUCGGCCCGCGACGCGCUCAACCAUCUGACCCGCGUGUACACGCUGUACACGGAGAUGACGACGUCGUCGGCGCCGGACACGCCGGCCAAGGUGCCCGAGGGCGAGGUCGCCCCGGUUCCGAAAGAACCCGUGGCACAGAACCCGGCGGAGGCCAUCGCCCAGGGCCGGACGGACCCCUUGCUCUCGGGUGAUCCGGCCGCGGGGCCGCCCAUGCAGGGCCAAGCUGAGGGAGUGGUGGGUAUUGCGCCCAACUACAACCCAGAGGAGAUCAAGCCGGAGGUGCGAGAAGAGGUCAAGCGACGGGUGGGACAGCGGAUCCGCGAGCUGCAGAAUGCGGUUGCGGCGUUGGAGGAGCGGGCGCGUUCGCAGGGGUGA
Messenger RNA from Rasamsonia emersonii CBS 393.64, 747 nucleotides. RefSeq lists its product as uncharacterized. The record is from RefSeq and is a predicted model, not a curated record. The coding region runs from base 1 to 747 and encodes 248 amino acids. NCBI's taxonomy places the organism in Eukaryota, Fungi, Ascomycota, Eurotiomycetes, Eurotiales, Trichocomaceae. The transcript is spliced from 2 exons.